This is a messenger RNA of Penaeus indicus, 705 nucleotides long. Its product is annotated as cuticle protein CP1499-like. Bases 20 to 640 code for a protein of 206 amino acids. The record is from RefSeq and is a predicted model, not a curated record. The transcript has 2 exons. Lineage: Eukaryota; Metazoa; Arthropoda; Malacostraca; Decapoda; Penaeidae.
CUUCGAUCGGGAAAUAAUCAUGACACCUCUGGUUUUAUUGGCAGUGCUGGGAGUGUGUUCGGCUGGUCCCUUCACGGGAUACACCCCCGAAGUGCAGGCUGAGAGAGCACGCUUCUUCCAAAGCUUCAGUGCUGCUCAGGCUGCCGCCGUUCCCCAGCAGGCCGUGUACCACCAUGCUGCCGCCGCCCCUCAGCACGGCUUCCACCACGCCGCCCUCGUCCAGCCCAAGUGGACCGGACCCGUGGCUGCCACCGUGCCCGCCGGCGUGGACGGCACCAUCACGCCCGUGUCCGACACCCAGGAGGUGGCUGCCGCCCGCAACGCCUUCAGCAGCGCCUACCAGGCCCAGCUGAGGGCCACAGUGGGUGCCGUUCCUGCCGCCCACCAUCACGCCCCCACCUACCAUCACGCCCCCACCUACCAUCACGCCCCAGCCGCCCCUCACCACGGCUUCCACCACGCCGCCCCCGUGCAGCCCAAGUGGACCGGCCCCGUGGCAGCCACCGUGCCCGCCGGACUCCCAGGCUCCGCCCCGCAGGUCGCUGACACUCCCGAAGUCGCAGCCGCCAAGCAGCAGUUCUUCAGCACGUACAACAGGCAGGCGGCAGCUGCGGCGCCCCCGUCGAGGCAUUACUACUAGACCCAACUGCCAUAAUGUAUAUACGAAGCAAAAUCGAUUUAAAAGGAAAUAAAGUUAUAUUUCUA